CAAUAGUGCUGUACCGGAUGUUGACAUAUUUGCCAUGGUGUUGUUUAUUAGACAUUUAAUUAAAAUAUGAAACUAUAAUAUUAUUCUCACUUUUUUCACUAAAUAUUGAACUUACAAGUUGAGAUGGCAGAGGAACUGCAUAUUCCCAUCGAGAGAAAAUUGUUGAAGAGAGAGUCUGGUAUAUCCAUUACUGCAGAGACUAUGAAGAGUCUCUCAGCAAGGAAAGACACAAUUCUUAACCAGAGAGUACAUCCAGUGGACAUCGAUAUUAUGCCAUCAGCCAGUGUAAGACGAGGCAUGAUUGCUACUGUUGACGUCAGUGACAUUCCAAUUGCCUCGCAAUCAGAAGGAGUCAAGAAUUUCAGGCAGCCAGAAAAACUGAAAAUGACAAGUUCUACCAACUCAGGGACCAUGUUCAAUAUGACACCUCAAUCAAAGGAAUUUGUGAGACGUAUGACUCCCUUGUCUCCUAGACAGGCAGCAGAAAAUGAUAAGGCCAUAGAGGAGUAUUGCCAGUUUGUUGGAGAGCACUUCACCAUGGUGGAAUGUCACAGAUUUGUGCCUGCUGCUGGACAAAAGGGAAAGAAAAUCAAAGAAGUCAAGUGUCAUUGUGGAGCGGUGCUGAAUGAACAUGCUGGGAUGGCAAGCCAAAAACUGUCCAAGACUAGUGAAAAAAUCCUUGAAAUUGCAGAAAGACUUAUAGUACCAGCCGAGCUGAAAUUUAUUUUUCAACGCAUAAAACUUGACGAUCCCAGUCCGGACAUCAUUCCCCAACUUGAGUGGAGCAGGGAUGAGGCUUUCCGCAGUACGCGUACCAAUGCCUACGGGAAAAUUGACUUUGUCAAUGUUGAGCACGGAGGCGGUAAAAAGCCUGCAAAGUACAUUCGACUCAGCGUUGACAACUCAGUGGACCACUUAUUUGAGAUGAUGAAGACUCACUGGAACAUUAUGGAGCCCCAGGCCCCUAAUCUUGUCAUCUCAGUGGUGGGUGGGGCGAAGAACUUCAAACUGGACGGUAGAAACAGAACCACCUUUGCUAAUGGCCUUAUAAAGACUGUGCAGGCGACAUCGGCUUGGCUCAUUUCUUCGGGAUUUAACAUGGGCGUGAUGAAGGCAGUGGGUCAGGCAGUGGCGCAGGGACAGUCAUUUGUCUGGACAGAAGACCGCAUGGCACCCCGACUACGGUGCAUAGGGAUUGCACCCUGGGGCUAUGUGCGCGACAGGAAGUGCCUGGAGCAGACUGAGGAAGGCAAGGGUUGUUUUUACGCCAAAUAUCGCACCAGCAAUGUCAUAUUACACGGUGAGCCGGUUCCCUUAAAUGCAGACCACACACAUUUCAUCUUUGUGGACGAUGGCUACCGGAACCGGUAUGGCGGCGUGGCCAAAAUGAGGUCAAAGAUUGAGCAGAAGAUCUCAGAACCUCUUUCAAACGGUGGUCUGGGUAUUCCGGUAGUGCUGGUGGUUGUGGAGGGUGGAACUGAUGCCAUUGAUGACGCCAUGUCCUCCGUUUUGCAUGAGAUUCCUGUGGUCGUCUGUUCGGGCACAGGACGGGCGGCAGACAUACUGGCCUACGCUUACUCGCACACCAAGACUAUAUCCAGCGGGGCAAGAGAGAUCUCUGAAAAGCACCUGGUAAAGCUUAGGGAGAAGAUUGUGGCGGCAUAUGCCAAGUCAUGGAAGGAGGCUGAAGUGCAGGAGAGAACGGACAGCACACUGGAGUCAGUGCAAAAGUGCUGUAAAAACCCGGACCUGCUGACAGUAUUCAACAUGAACAAACAUGAUGAGUUAGACCUUGCCAUACUAUCUGUGCUGCUAAAGUCCCAUUCAGGGGCAGAUAAAUACCGACGUGAUCAUCAGCUCAAACUUGCACUCAUGUGGAAUCGCGUGGACAUUGCACGAGAAGAGAUCUUCAGAGAAGAUGUUCUAUGGGAACAGGGAAGCCUUGAUGAGGUGCUGACAGAGGCCAUCGUGUCUGACAAGGUGGCCUUUAUAAAGCUCAUUCUGGAGCAAGGGGUCAUUAUGAGGGAGUUUAUGACCCGAAAAAGGCUCGAGAUGCUAUACAGCAAGGUAGAGAGAUACCACCCAAUCUACAAGCUCCUCCACAAGCUGACGGGACGGACUGAGCUGAGUCUGGUCAAUGUGGCACAUCUUGUGGCUACCUUGCUUGACAGAUUUGAUGUGGAUGAAUUUCUACGACCAUACAAAGAGGAACUUACUAAUGAUCGGUUUGAAAGGCCUUACAAGCAACUGUUAAUAUAUGCUGCAUUAUUACAAAGACAAGAGUUGGCCAAGUUCUGUUGGGAGAUGGGAGAUGAGCCUGUGACCAGCGCCAUUGCAGUGACGCGCCUGUACAGCGCACUGGCCCGUAAAAUGACCCGCGAUGAGUCCAGCGUCCGUGAAACUGUCGAGGAAUACAAAGUGGAGUUUGAAACUCUUGCGACCAGUGUUUUAAAUGAAUGCUACGAACGUGACCAAGAAAAGGCAAUCAUGAUUGUUGAACGCAAAUCACCUGUCUGGAAUGAGUUGUCUGCCCUGCAGAUUGCAUCUGUGUCAGACGAUCAGAUGUUCAUUGCGUCUGGAGCGUGCCAAAGUUCCAUCGAGUCCACUUGGAAACAAGGCAUCUUGGCCAGCUGGAAAAAGGUACUCAUGGCAAUGAUCUGCCCCAUACUAAUAGUGUGCAACAUGGAGUUCGUGAUAGUUGGACAGAAACCACUCACCUGGUAUCAGCGACUUGCAACAUUCUACUCCUCUCCAAUAUCAAAGUUCUGUCACGGAAUGUUCAUGUUCUUGGUUUUCCUCGGCAUUUUCUCCUACCUGGUGCUGGUGGAUUUUGACCCUGACAGAGUAACGGUCAUUGAGUAUGUGUGCAUUGUCUGGGUGUUCACUAUGACUGUGGACCAGAUACAUGUGUUCAUAUCGUUCCCGUCACCAACAUUUGUCUCCAAGAUCCGUGACUGGUAUGGAUUCGUGAGCUACAUGGAGGCGCUGAACCUGCUGUUGUGUUUCCUGGGAUUCCUGCUCCAUCACCUUGGUUACCCAUCCGUUACCAAGGUCUUGUACUGCCUCAACUCAGUGGUUUUCAUUGCGAUCAUCACCAAGUUCUACAGGGCUAGCACCAACGUGGGUCCCAAGAUGGUCAUGGUCCGCAGGAUGUUUGGAGAGAUGGGUCUGUUUCUGGUGGUCAUGAUGGUGUUCCUGCUGGCGUACGGCAUAGCAGCCCAGGGUCUCCUGUACACGGAGCGCUCCGCUAGCUGGGACAUACUCAAGGACGUCUUCUAUUUCCCGUACUGGAUGAUCUAUGGGGAAAUCUUCUUUGAAUCCAUCGGGGAAUGUGACGGAGACAACCCUUGCAACUCUACGUGUGUGGCGGGGGAGAGGGACUGUCUGACCCCUCAUUGGAUGGUUCCCUUCAUCCUGGCAGCCUACCUCAUGAUUGGCAGCAUUCUCCUCCUGAACCUCCUCAUUGCCAUCUUCAGCAACGUGUUCAACUCGGUGGAGAGGAACUCAUUCCAGAUCUGGAAGUUUGAGAUGUACUACCUGGUGAUGGAAUACUCCAACAAGACCUUCCUAGUGCCUCCUUUGAGCAUCCUCGUACAUGCCGGCCUCGUGGUGAACUCCAUCUACAAGAACCUGUGCUGUCAGAAACCCAGGGAUGGGCAGUGGCUGGGCAAGAAGCAUCUAGAGUACCUGCAGGUGUUUGAGAAGGAGAUGAUGUCUGAUUUUCUAAGGAGGAAACGGGAGUCUGACCAGAACAGCCUUGAUACAAGGGUUCAGAACCUUGAAAAAAGGGUGGAUAUGCUGACCAAGCUGAUAGAGGAUGAAGUGCUGGGUAACAAUCACCAGCCAGAGUUCCCAGAGUUCCCCGCUGGCACUAUCGUCAUGGGAAGCGACGGGGUCGCAACAAUUGUGAUGGGGCGUCCCCCCUCUGCCUUAUCUGAGAAACAGCACCACCCCUGGCCUAGAACAGGCGACGUCAUCAAGGUAAAAGACAAGGUUGCCGCAACAGAAAUUCCCGCCAAAGUCUCGAAAAAAUCACAACAACAAGUGAUGAGAGUAAAUUCAGGAAUGUAUUACAUACAGGGGAAGUCUGCUAAACUGAGUAGACAGAACACUGUUCCAAACUUGAAAUCAACGCCAGAUGAGAAUGAAAAAGAACUGGUGAAGACUGGGUUUAAACUUGACUGGAAACCUCAAAAGCAAAUAACAUCAAAAGAAUAUGGAACAGGUGAUGAUUCCAAGGAGGAUCAAAAUAGAGCAGCAACAGCAAAACCUGAUGGAAUAAACAAUAUUGAUGAUGAUGAUGAAAAGAAGAUUAAGAAUGACGCAAAUGUGGACAGACAAAUGACUGAAGCUGAAAAGGAAAUGGCCAAACAGAAAAGGAGGGCAGAAAAGGAGGAGCGACAAAGAAAAAGGAGAGAACGAAGAGAGGAGAAAAGACUCAGAAAAGAGGCUGAAGGUUUGAAUGCUGGGCCAUCUGCAAUGAAUGAUGUCAACCAGCCUGGGGUUUUAAAGUUUAUGGAUUCUCAUGCAGGAAAAGAAGAGAAAGGACCUGGGGCGCUUGGCCUGUCCCAUUGGGAGGGGUCACAGGCAAGGGCACGACCUUGGACAGCUCCUCAGAGGUCAAGAUCACCAGAGGUCAUUGACCAGAUAGAUAUGCAGGAUACUGAAGACAUCAGUGAAAGGAAACUACCAGCCUGGAAUUAAAGCUUCAACAUGUUUAGAACCAAUGUAUGUAUGG
Dreissena polymorpha is the source of this 4738-nucleotide messenger RNA. Its product is annotated as transient receptor potential cation channel subfamily M member 3-like. Gene Ontology annotation, cellular component: membrane. Lineage: Eukaryota; Metazoa; Mollusca; Bivalvia; Myida; Dreissenidae. Gene Ontology annotation, molecular function: ligand-gated calcium channel activity. Bases 124 to 4704 code for a protein of 1526 amino acids. Gene Ontology annotation, biological process: calcium ion transmembrane transport. The transcript has 28 exons. The record is from RefSeq and is a predicted model, not a curated record.